GUGAUAGUGUGUUGGUUUUUUUAAUUGUUUUUUAAAGAGCUUAUAAUAAAAUAUAAAAUGCAAUGAUUUAUUGUGAAAAGUAAAUGGCAAUUAAAUAUCAGUGCCAGUUGCUUUUCUAUUGUAAAAAAAUAGAUUGAAAUUAAUUUUCUUUUAAAUAUAUAUAAAUGAAGUUUUACCUUUAAUUAAGUUGUACCGAACGAGUGAAUAAUUACGGACAAUAUGUCACAGUAUAUGACUGGUGAUAUGGGUUCUUAUCCAAUGUGGGAUAGCUCUGUACUUUAUCCAACACCAUCGCAGUCUCAUCCUCAUGUUAAUGACCAUGUCAAUGGACUAUAUCGUCAACCUUGUGCUCUUUUACACCAGAGCCGGUACUCGCCAAAUGCACGACUACCAAAUCAGCCAACAUCUACAACAAAAAAACCAAGACGUCGAGUUGCAUCAGUAUCACAAAGAAGAGCUGCAAAUAUUCGUGAAAGAAGAAGAAUGUUUAAUCUCAAUGAAGCAUUUGAUAAACUUCGUAAAAAAGUACCAACUUUUGCAUAUGAAAAAAGAUUAUCAAGAAUUGAAACUCUUAGACUUGCUAUAACUUAUAUUGCAUUUAUGGGAGAACUACUUGGAAUUGAUGGAAGUAAUCCAAAAACUGAUUACAUUUCACGAGAAUACUAUUUACCCAAUUAAUUAAUAUCACUCGUAUAUAUCAAUUAUAUAAUAAUUAAAUUAUUUAAAAUAAAAAAUCAUGUCUUCCAAUAUUAAAAUCUAUAUAGUCAAAAUGUAUACAUUGGAAUUGUAUAUCUUAAUCUUAAUAAUAAUAAAAAUGUGUGUGAUGUAUCAUUGUCUUCCAGUUAUAAUUAAA
This is a messenger RNA of Aphidius gifuensis, 853 nucleotides long. RefSeq names its product protein Fer3-like. The coding region runs from base 220 to 678 and encodes 152 amino acids. NCBI's taxonomy places the organism in Eukaryota, Metazoa, Arthropoda, Insecta, Hymenoptera, Braconidae. Gene Ontology annotation, biological process: regulation of transcription by RNA polymerase II; developmental process. Gene Ontology annotation, molecular function: DNA-binding transcription factor activity, RNA polymerase II-specific; protein dimerization activity; RNA polymerase II transcription regulatory region sequence-specific DNA binding. The record is from RefSeq and is a predicted model, not a curated record. The transcript is spliced from 3 exons.